Molecule: messenger RNA, 2329 nt
Organism: Cynocephalus volans (Philippine flying lemur)
Lineage: Eukaryota; Metazoa; Chordata; Mammalia; Dermoptera; Cynocephalidae
Gene: RNF13
Product: ring finger protein 13
Exons: 10
Coding region: 169-1314 (381 amino acids)
Source: RefSeq, a predicted model, not a curated record
GGGCGGGACUUCCGCUUCGCCUCUGUGUUGUCCGCGCUCCGCCUCCGGGCUGUGGGGGUCGGUGCGGAUAUUCAGUCAUGAAGUCGGGGUAGGGACUUCUCCCGCAGCGACGCGCCCCACGAGCCUGCUUGUGUUCUGGGGGCCGGGCUUCCAGGUGAUUUUUACGAGAUGCUGCUUUCCAUAGGGAUGCUCAUGUUGUCGGCCACACAAGUUUACACCAUCUUGACUGUCCAGCUCUUUGCAUUCUUAAACCUAUUGCCUGUGGAAGCAGACAUUUUAGCAUAUAAUUUUGAAAAUGCGUCUCAGACAUUUGAUGACCUUCCAGCAAGAUUUGGUUAUAGACUUCCAGCUGAAGGUUUAAAGGGUUUUUUGAUUAACUCAAAACCAGAGAAUGCCUGUGAACCCAUAGUGCCUCCACCACUAAAAGACAAUUCAUCUGGCACUUUCAUCGUGUUAAUUAGAAGACUUGAUUGCAAUUUUGAUAUAAAGGUUUUAAAUGCACAGAGAGCAGGAUACAAAGCAGCAAUAGUUCACAAUGUUGAUUCUGAUGACCUCAUUAGCAUGGGAUCCAACGACAUUAAUGUGUUAAAGAAAAUUGACAUUCCUUCUGUCUUUAUUGGUGAAUCAUCAGCUAAUUCCCUGAAAGAUGAAUUCACGUACGAAAAAGGGGGCCACGUUAUCUUAGUUCCAGAAUUCAGUCUUCCUCUGGAAUACUACCUGAUCCCCUUCCUCAUCAUUGUGGGCAUCUGUCUCAUCUUGAUAGUCAUUUUCAUGAUCACAAAAUUUGUCCAAGACAGACAUAGAGCUAGAAGAAACAGACUUCGUAAAGAUCAACUUAAGAAACUCCCGAUACAUAAAUUCAAGAAAGGAGAUGAGUAUGAUGUUUGUGCCAUUUGUUUGGAUGAAUAUGAAGAUGGAGACAAGCUCAGAAUCCUUCCCUGUUCCCAUGCUUAUCACUGCAAGUGUGUAGACCCAUGGCUAACUAAAACCAAAAAAAUCUGUCCAGUCUGCAAGCAAAAAGUUGUUCCUUCUCAAGGUGAUUCAGACUCUGACACAGAUAGUAGUCAAGAAGAAAAUGAAGUGUCAGAACAUACCCCUUUACUGAGACCUUUAGCUUCUGUCAGCACCCCAUCAUUUGGAACUUUGUCGGAAUCCCAAUCACAACAGAACAUGACAGAAUCUUCAGACUAUGAGGAAGAUGACAAUGAAGAUACUGACAGUAGUGAUACAGCAAAUGAGAUUAAUGAACAUAGUGUCGUGGUCCAAUUGCAGCCUAAUGGUGAACGGGAUUACAACUUAGCAAAUACUGUUUGACCUUCAGAGGGUGACUGGUCAUUUCUCUUUAAAAUGUUUAUUUAGGUACAUAAUUUGAUUUUUUUUUUUUGCUCCCUUCUGAGAUUUCUGUAGAAAUAACUUAAUUUUUAGUAUUCUACAGUUUAAUCAGAUUACUGAAACAGGCCUUCUGAUCCAGUAUUUAUCUGUAGGAGUGUACUUUAUUUAACUAAUAAGUAACAAUAAACUGGUGCUGUAACUCAAGCAUCAAAUCAGCUCUUCCUCUGGAAUGAAAUAUAGCCAAAACAUUAAAAAACAACAACAAAAAAAACUCAGUAUAGCUUGCUAUUAAGACCUAGAUCACAGUAUGAAAAUGUGUUGUGUUUUACACAUGAGGUUAGUGCUGAAGCCACUUGGCAUGAGCUAAGCCACCCACCUUCAUAAAGAAACCUAGAGAGUUGUUGAGCUGGAAUAUGUUCUGGUAUUUCCCCAAAUUGCCAUCACUAGUGAAGAGCAACAAGGUAAUUUAGCAUUUUUCCUAUUAGCAUAACAAAGCUCAAAACUGUCUUUUUCUUUCCUAUUCUCAAGUAGUCUUAUCUUGACAGGAAUGUUCUGUACUAGUGCAGACUUCAAAAAAUUUUUUUUCUAAGGUUUUUAAUACGAUAGUGUUAUGUAUGAAUUUGAUUCAGCAGCUAAAGUAAUGUCUCUGGACUUUACUUACUGAAUUUUGGUAUCCUUAAGGGUUUUUGUGUUGUGAUCAAAGCAGAAAGAAAACACUGCAUAAAAAAACCAAACUUCAGCAAAUGUUAAUACUCAGAUCAUAUACCUCUUAAUAAAGAGCAUCUUAUGCUAAUUAGCCCGCUAAACUAUGUACAGAGGAAAUUGUUAAAGUACUGGAUUUGAAAACAAGUGCUUAUGUUUAACAAAACUAAUGAUGUAUUAUGAAACAGUGUAUUAUGAAAAGCUAAACUGUAUAUCAUACAUUAUUGUAACUAUGUAGAAAAUAUAAACUAAUAUAUAAUCAAAACGCUAAGAAUUUUUAUAUGGCCUUGUAUGA